AUGCGAUCACCAUCAUACAUUCGUCGAACGGGAGAGCAUCACGCAAAAUUCAGCAACGAGUUCUAUGUGGACGAUGAUGAUUCGAAGGAACAAGAGCCAAUUGCGAUCUGUGCCUUCUCUCUGAAGUUUCCUCAAGAAGCAUCCUCUGAGGAGGGUUUCUGGGCCAUGAUUUCUGAAAAGCGAAGCGGAAUGACAGAAUAUCCUCGAGCUCGGCUGAAUGUUGGUGCAUUUCACCAUGUAACACGACGCAAUGCCCUCCGUACUCGAGGAGCACACUUCAUCGAGGAAGAUCUCGGACUUUUUGAUGCUGGAUUCUUCUCCAUAUCGCCUAGCGAGGCUGCCGCUAUGGACCCAAUGCAACGCAUUUUGUUGGAGACUGCCGUCCAUGCCUUCGAGAGCGGGGGCAUACGCAUUCAAGAUUUGAGAAAGUCUCGCACCUCGGUUCAUACUGGAUGCUUCACCAAUGAUUACCUACAACAAACACUCAAAGACGCAGAAAGACUACCAGCUUACGCAGCCGUCGGCGCCUCUCAAUCCAUGCUCGCCAACCGUUUGAGUUGGUUCUUUGACCUUCGUGGACCCUCCGUCAACCUGGAUUCGGCGUGCUCAAGUAGCGCAAUGGCUGUCGAUCUUUCAUGUCAGCUCUUGCGUAGCGGUGCCACGGACAUGGGCGUAGUGGCUGGCUGCAACGUGCUUUUAGAUCCCGAUUAUAGCACAAUCUUGAGUAACAUGCAGAUGUUGUCUCCAGAUGGUCGCUCCUACGCCUUCGAUCAACGUGCGAACGGUUAUUCUCGAGGAGAAGGUGUCGCAGUUGUUGUUCUGAAGCGUCUAUCUGAUGCCCUUCGAGCAAAUGACACAAUACGGGCAGUCAUACGAGCAUGCACUACCAAUCAGGAUGGCAGGACACCAGGUAUCACGCAACCUGACUUUCUUGCUCAAGCUCAGCUCAUACAAGAGACCUAUCAGAGGGCUGGCCUGAGCUUAGCGCAUACGAGAUUCUUUGAGGCACACGGCACCGGAACGGAGGUUGGAGACCCUACCGAAAUCGCUGCUAUCGCUAGGUGUUUCCAUGAGCAUCGAACAGAACAAGACCCUCUCUAUGUUGGAUCUGUAAAGACCAAUAUCGGCCAUCUAGAAGGAGCUAGUGGAAUCGCAGGUUUACUCAAGGCUGUAUUAGUCGUUGAGACUGGCAUAAUCCCCCCAAACACAAAUUUCGAAUCUAUCAACCGGAGGCUGGCGGCUUACAAUCGUAUCAUCUCAUUCCCGAUCGAGUGCAAGCCAUGGCCUCAUUCUCCAAUCAGGAGAGCAUCGGUCAACUCAUUUGGAUACGGGGGAACAAAUUGCCAUAUCGUGAUAGACGACGCUUAUAGCUACCUCACUCGGCGUAACCUGAAGGGAAACCAUGUCACUGUGUGUGGACCUGGAGAUCCGAGCCUUUAUUCCAGCCCUGGAAAGCUACGACGGACGCAUUCCAGUACCUUCGGAGGCCCCAAUCUGAUGGAAAGCCCCAACCUACCAAAGCUGCUAUUUUGGUCUGCAGCUUCCAAACAGAGUACCAUUGACCUCGUCACGACGUGGCAACAGUACACUGACAAUGCGGACAAGCCUCUGACUGCUACCACGCUUUCUAAUAUUAGCUACACACUUGACUCUCGCCGAAGCCGCAUGCAGUGGGGAUCAUUCGCAGUUGUACCAUCUGCUACAUCCUUGCGCAAUCUGACUGGAAUUGUAUCGACGCCUAAGGAAAGACUAAGACGAAGUCCAAGCCUAGCGUUCGUGUUCACAGGUCAAGGUGCGCAAUGGUACGCUAUGGGUCGCGAGCUGUUCAUGUAUCCUAUAUUCGCGGAGGGCAUACGUCGUUCGCAGUCAUUACUAGAAAGUCUUGGUUGUACCUGGUCUAUUGAGGUGGAGCUAUCCAAGAGUGAAACGGAGACUUUGAUUGACCAACCAAGUCUCGCUCAGUCGCUAACCACCAUUGUGCAAAUGGGUUUAGUCGACCUUCUCCAUGCCUUUCAAGUGCUUCCUAUCGCUGUAGUUGGUCAUUCUAUGGGCGAAAUCGCCGCGGCAUACUGUGCAGGCCUUCUCACGCGCGAAUCCGCCUUACGACUUACGUAUUACCGAGGGUUUUACACUUCUGAUAUUCCGAAAAGAAGUCCGUACAUCGGAGCUAUGAUGGCAGUUGGCCUCUCAGCAAAACAACUGGGGCCUUGCCUGAACGACAUCAACUCCGAAUCUCCCCAGGGCGUUGGAGAGCUUGUGAUUAGCUGCGUGAACAGCCCUUGUAACACUACGGUAUCUGGAGAGCAGUGUCGAUUGACAAAGCUCCAAAAGGUCCUCGACGGAAAAGGUAUAUUCAACCGCAGAUUGCGUGUUCCGGUCGCGUACCACUCUCCACAGAUGGAACACAUUGUCCCCGAUUGUCUUCAGCAUUUUGGGAAGCUGGAGUCGAUCCAAAAGGAUACCAAUGUCAAGAUGAUUUCCUCCGUGACUGGGACUAUCUUGACCAAGGAUCGAGCAUGCGAGGGAAGCUACUGGAUCUCAAAUCUGUUGUCGCCAGUUCUGUUCAAAGGCGCCAUGGAGCGACUGUGCUCGCAUCCGGUUGAGCGCUUGAGCAAAAAGCUGGAUUGCAGUCACCGCAAUAUUAUUGCGGUUGACCAUAUUAUCGAGAUCGGACCGCAUGCAGCCUUACGACUCCCAAUCCAGGAAAUUGCGCAAUCUCUUGCACGUGCGAAUGAUAUCACCUAUUUCUCCGCCCUGUAUCGGAAACAGCCUGCUUCUUCCACUCUCCUACAAAUGGUCGGCGAAUUGCACUGUCGAGGUCUCCCAGUGAAUCUUCGUUCCGUCAACGACCCCAACCCCUUACUGAAAGAGGCCCCCAUAUCUCUUGUAGAUGCACCAAAAUAUCCAUUCGACCACAGCGUCAGGUAUUGGGCGGAGAGUCCGCUUGUGCGAAACUAUCGAUUGAGAGAGCAUGGCCACUGGGAACUUUUGGGAUCACCGAGCCGGGACUGGAACCCGCUGGCGCCGGUCUGGCGAUGCUGUGUCAGCACAUCCGACAUGCCGUGGGUUUUAGAGCAUAAGGUUAACAAUACCGUACUGUACCCUGCAGCGGCAAUGGUAGUAAUGGCCACCCAAGGUGUGCUCCAGAUUUCUGGACGUCGGCAAAACAUAGUCGCGCUCACUCUGCGAGAUUUUCGUUGCGAGAGUGCUAUUCUCGUCUCACCGGGCUCCGAUGAUCUGGAAACCAGGCUAUACCUGAGACCUUUGCGAAGAAAGAGACGGAUUAAUUCCUCUUCGAUCUCUGAGUGGGAAUUUUCAGUCCAUUCCGUCAAGUGUGGCAACUGGAGUGAGAACUGCCAUGGAAUAAUUGAUAUCGACUCUUGCCCAAGCGAAGACUAUCGACUAAAUCGACGCUUUUACCAAGAGAAGUUUGAUCUUCGAUCUAAGGAGUGCAGCCGGCCCGUGCAUAGCUCCAUCAUCUACGACGCUUUCAACCAACAAGGCAAUCGCUAUGGGCCCACGUUUCAAGGAAUACGAACUGCUUAUCAUGGAAAGAACGGAGAAGUCUUGGCUGAUGUCAGCCUAGAUACGCCUCCGAAACAAGGAACGGACCAUGAAUGCGCAUUCAUAAUACAUCCGGCAACUCUCGACUCCUUCUUCCAAGUCGCUCUUGUCGCACUAAGCGAUCACCAUGGUUCAUCACCAACACAAGCUAUCUCUCGCAUUGACAGGCUUUGGAUAUCAGUCAACGGAUUAGCCCCCUCAGGAGAUAUGAUCCAUGUCUCGGCCAAGGUUGAGAACAGCUCCCAUUCGAAGAUUCUGUACUCGGCUUUUGCUUUGGACGGUAAACGUGAACUCAAGUUGGCCCUCAAUGGCCUAGAAACCACCAUAAUCGCUUCCCAACUCUUAAAAGAGCCCAUCCCCGAAGACAAUCAAUACUGGUACAAGGUUCAGACAGCUUUGGACGUCAACAUGCUCUCCGGCCCUAGCACGCUUGAGUGGUUGCAUGCGCAACGCGGAGCCGAUGCACAAGGCCCUAUUGAGUUUUUCCACAAUCUUAGAAAGUAUCUUCGAUUCACGGUCGGCAAACUCAGAAGGGACGCCGAGGCGUCAGGAAUUGACUCAACGCGGCCGCAUCUGCAAAGAUACGUGGACUGGAUGGAGACCCAUGUCGGGUCAACAGACGAGCAUCUAACUGUAGAAUAUGCAGCUUUGCUUCGUGCACGCCUAGAAGGAGAUGGGUUCUUAGGAAGAUUCUUCACCACGGUUGCUGAUCACGCUCUCUCUGUUCUACAAGGCAGCUCGGACAUGAUUCAAAUUCUCUUCGGAAGCGACAACCUUGCAGAACAAUUCUACAAACAGCAACUCUCCGGCUCUCUAUACUACCAAAAGUUCCAACUGUAUCUUGAGUCACUGUGCUUCAAGUCGCCGAGCAUGAAUUAUCUUGAGAUUGGUGCGGGAACUGGAUCCUUUACCAAGCAUAUCCUUGAAGCAGUUUUCCCACGCUACACUGGAGCUCCAGAAAGACUGAGCAAGUAUUGCUUCACAGACAUUUCUCCAGCCUUCUUCGAGAAAGCGAAGCAGCAAUUUGCUGGGUAUUCGCAGGAGAUGGAGUUUGCCAUACUCGACGUCGACAAUGAUCCAGAAGUACAAGGUUUCAAGGAUCGUUCCUACGACGUCAUUGCCGCCUCCAACGUGUUGCAUGUCACGAAAGAUCUAGAUCGUACAUUGCAAAGACUACGGAGACUGCUGAAACCGGGGGGCAAGCUCUUCAUCCAUGAGUACGUACGUCCAGAAAGCAUAGAAGUCGGUUUCGUCUUCGGACUUCUUCCGGGUUGGUGGCCAACGACUCAUGAUCAUCGCCGUAUGAGUCCGCUAUCAACUGAGGAGAAGUGGGAAGAUCUACUACGCUGCAAUGGCUUUUCAGGUGCGGAUUUGAUCCUCCGUGAUUUCGCGGACGAUGAAUCGCAUUUGAUGAGCAUUAUUUGCUCAACUGCGAUAGAAGUCGACUCUGAGAAGCCUCGUCCCACUGCUGUGAUCGCAAUACAGGGUAACUCCAUCUAUCAAAAAGCGUUGGUGGCAGCCCUUCUCGAUCGAAUAUCACAGCGCGAUUUUCGUAACAUAUCAGUCGCAGACAUCUCUACGUUCUCGCCGGAUAGAUCUCCAUCAGAUGUCUUGAUAUCGCUGCUCGACACGGACUACGCUAUACUCUCCGGUAUGAACGAAAAGAUCUUCGAAACCGUGAAAGAUCUACUCCACCGAUUUACCAAAAUCUUGUGGGUGAGUAAAGGUGGCGGAAGAUCUGCAGAUCCAAGACAUGGAAUGGUCGACGGAUUUUCCAGAGUGUUUCGAGCCGAGAACAUCGAUGCGAAAUUCGCCACCCUAGCGUUGGAACUAGACCCCCGUGCUCAAGUCGCUGAUGCAGAAUUGAUCGUUUCAUCGGUCAAGCAACUCAUGGAAUCGCCAAAGCUACAGCAUCCGGACGAUCACGUAGUGCGACACGGUCAUCCGACAAUAUCUCGUAUUUGCGAAGAUAGCCAAUUCACAUCUGAUAUGUUGGGUAUUCUCCGCGGAGAAAUCAGCAAGAUCGUACCUGUACAUCAGGCGAGACCGUUCUGUGUUUCUGUUGGAAACGCCGGGUCUCCGUCAUGCCUGCGAGUUACCCGAGACACGCCUAGCUCCGAGCGUCCCGAGCCAUACGAAGUAGAAAUUGAGGUACACGCCACAACUCUUAGCGGAACAGAUCUUUCGACUGCCUUGCCGAGAAACCAAAACGGCGAUAUCGUCUCCAAGGAAUGCGCAGGUUUCGUUACAAGGGCUGGAGACCAUACGCUCUUUUCCCCCGGUGAUCGCGUGUGCGCCUAUGGCCACAAUGCGCUCCGAUCAACCCUUCGCAUUCGAAGUGAACUCGUUGCCAAGAUUCCCGAUGCGAUGAAUUUUGAGCAAGCAGCAGUUCUACCGGAGGCCUACGUUGUCGCCAAUUACAUCCUUCAAGAGGCACGCAUCCAGCCUGACGAUAUAGUCCUGGUCCAUGGCCAAAAUUCUUCUUUUGCAAUGGCCACUCUUUCCCUGUUAGCGAACGGGACCUUUCGAACUGUCGUGAUUGUUUCCCAAGAAUGCGACCUUUUAUUUCUUGAUACCCCUCAUGGGACAAUGUCUUAUUUCACGGAGCACUCAUUCGCUCGAUAUUGUCGCGAAGACUGCUCUCGGCAAGCAACUAUCAUGUUGGACUUCACCCGCCCCAAAACUGCCAGCUUGAAUAACUGUAUCUCCCCCUUUGGUCAGUAUUUCCGGAUCUGGUCAGCCGGAGAGGACGAUACCGCGCCAGAGAUCUCCAUUGAACUCCCUCCUACGGUCGGAUUCAAGAUUAUUGACACGAUGGAAGGGAUGAAGCAUCAAUUUGGCAAACUCAAGCUGCCAUUUCACGAUUUUCCGGAGACAAGCUGGGGGCUUGUUCAGAUGCCAUCGAAGGUACUCACAUUGCCUGUUGUAGAGAAUUUUUUCAAGACAGAGAGUCCUUUCGGCGAUAAGGAUCGGGUUGUAAUUCGAUUUGAUGCGCACGACCAGAUAAUCGUCAAGCUGCCCGUGAAUAUGAAAGCAUUAUUCGUUGCCGAUGCAAGCUACAUAAUCGCCGGUGGCCUCGGCGAUCUUGGAAGAACCGUGGCAUCUUGGAUGAUUGAACGUGGUGCUCGAAACCUCAUCCUUCUGUCGCGAUCAGGACCACGUUCUAAAACCGCCAAAGAUUUCGUCAAUCAAUGCGAACAAUCGGGCGCAAGAGUGAGCACCCCGGCAUGCGACAUUGCAGAUUGUGAAGUGCUGCUGCACACUCUUCAGCACCUACAUGGCUUUCCAGCAAUCAGAGGAUGUGUACAAGCGACUGGAGCACUCAAGGACAUAUCAUACCACAAGAUGAGCUUCCACGAUUGGAAAGUUGCCGUAGAUCCUAAAGUGCGCGGCUCAUGGAAUCUGCACCAGCUCCUUCCAAGGGGCAUGGAUUUCUUCAUUCUCGCAUCUUCUAUUACCGGCAUCAUCGGGCAGGCGACACAAAUCAAUUAUGCUGCAGGGAAUACGUACCAGGAUGCACUGGCCAAAUACCGACUUUCAACCGGGGAGAAGGCGGUGUCACUGGAUCUCGGGAUCUUGCUCACGGGCGGCCUCUUAGCGCAAAACGAAGGCUUGUUAGAACGAUUACGAGCUGAAGGCAUAUAUGUGCCGCUCUCGGAAUCUCACAUCACAGCGCUCUUCGAGUACUUCUGCAAUCCUCUCCUAGACGUGCAACAACUUCCGCCGCAAAUUGUUACUGGAAUCGUCAGGCCGUCACUACGACUCGGUAGGGCAACGGAUAUGCCCUUGGCAUUCUCGCAUCCCCUUUGGUCCCACAUGCUCAUCGAAAAUGGCGGGAAUACUAAGCACGAACCGAAGGAAAGUGAACCAGGUGCUCAUGGGCCCAGCUUGAAUGAUGCUGAAUCUCUUGCUGAGCGUGGCGACAUUGCCGCCACCGCUCUGGCGGAUCAAUUCUGCGCUCUUGCCCUAGUACCCCGAGAUCAGAUCAAGCUGGAAGAGCCCCUUCACACGGUUGGUGUAGAUUCACUAAGCGCGUUGUAUCUCCGCAAUUGGGCUAUGAAGCAAUUCGGAGCGGACCUUCCGGUUUUCGACAUUCUUGGGGACCUCUCGAUCAAAGCGCUCGGCGACAUCAUUGUGAAGGAAUGGACUGCGGCUCAGAGAUUGGAAAGUUCUUGA
Messenger RNA from Trematosphaeria pertusa, 7740 nucleotides. RefSeq lists its product as uncharacterized. Gene Ontology annotation, molecular function: fatty acid synthase activity; oxidoreductase activity; 3-oxoacyl-[acyl-carrier-protein] synthase activity. The record is from RefSeq and is a predicted model, not a curated record. The coding region runs from base 1 to 7740 and encodes 2579 amino acids. The transcript is spliced from 5 exons. Gene Ontology annotation, biological process: secondary metabolite biosynthetic process; fatty acid biosynthetic process. Lineage: Eukaryota; Fungi; Ascomycota; Dothideomycetes; Pleosporales; Trematosphaeriaceae.